AUGCCUUGCUGUGGAGAUAGAGAGAAGAUCGGUCAGAUGAAGUUGGAGCAGACAUGGGACUACAUCAAUCUGAAUGACUUCAAAAGCAGUUCAUGUUUUACCGGUUUCUCUUAUGCCAUGGUCUGGGUUUUUGGCGCCAUCUCUAUCGCAGUCUACGCCGUCGAUACCUUCACGGCUAUCAAUCUACUCGCUUUCAACAAAUGGUCCAGUCAGAUCAAACCCAAGAUUCCUAUCAACAUUUCGCGAUGGAUCUUCGCCGGUGCUAUCAUAGCCUCCUUCGUGCUACUUUUCUACCGAUGGUUUCGAGCAAUUCGCGUCAUGCGCAGUGGUGGUAUUGCCGAAAGUUAUCUUGAUCCACUUGCUGUCCGUGUACAGAGUGUUCGAAUUGGCAAACACAAAGGUUAUAGGCGCUUUUUGGUAUUCGCCGAAUUGACGAAGAGUAAGAAGGGAGCUGAUUAUGUAGCUCUCUUCUCCUACUUUUCUUUUGAAGCUUGGCUACGUAUCUUACUCGCCGACGGUCCUCGACAAGUCAUCAACGCCAUCACCUUGUAUUCUGUCAUGCAAUUGGACCUUAUUCCUACCGGUCAUAACGCAGCACCAGACGGAACCUCUCCAGUGGUGCAGUUCUUCAUCAACAUCAAAGCAUUAGCUGAGAAGAACUACCAGCAAGCUGUGAUUCUGUUUGGCAUGCUGUUUACUCUUAUAGUCUGGGUAGUUGCUGCUUUGAGCUUGGCUCUUUCCGUCAUUCUCUACCUCCUUUUUCUGUGGCAUCAUAUUCCUACAGCGGACGGGUCGCUUAAGCGGUACUGUCGGCGAAAGAUUAACACUCGUCUGGAACGAAUCGUGAGAAAGAAGACUGCUACGGCUUUGGCUAAAGGUGGAGUGCAAUUGAAGGACCGGACACCAACGAUGCCUUUGGCUGCGGGAGAAGAACUAAAGCCCAUUGCAGUAGCACCAACGCUACCCUCUGUUGCCGAAUAUCCGGAGGACAAGAAACCGAUCGUUACUGUUGCGCCUCUGUCUCGUCAGCCAACUCAAAGCACUUUACCUCCCUACACUUCGGAACCCGGACAGUUCGACGCGCCUCAUGACGAUGAAUCGUUCCGCCAGCCGAAGCUACCAGACCUCUCUGAUGGUGGUUGGCUUACAAAGACGAAUACGCAGAAUUCAGCCUAUGGGGAGUCGACAUCUCUCACUGGGGGCGCAGCUCCCAUGGGAUAUAGUCCUCUCGACAAUAACCAUUAUGCUCCACAAGACGUGCCUCCUGUGCCCCCAGGGUCUUUCAAUCCUAAUCAAGCAAGAUCCUAUACCCCAUCAAUUAAUCGACCACCGACUGCACAGGGUAGAUCUGGCCCACAGGGACCGACGCCAAUGGACGGCAUGGGCAGACACACACCAGGUCCCGGUUAUUCUCAAACGCCACCACUUCAGGUGAUGGGUCACCAGGCCCCUGGUUCCAUUCGAGGCGGUCCGCCUGAGCGUUCAUAUUCACCUGCGACCAAUCUGCCUAAUAACCGACCAUAUCCUCCAAGAAUGAAUCCGCCAUUUGAUCGCCAACAGACUCCUCAAAACAACAUGCGCGGCAUGCGGCCCGAGUCGCCAGCUUACAACCCAUUUGAUCGGGAGCAGACCCCUCAAGCAAGCAUGCGUUCAGAGUCUCCAGCUUUCAAUCUACCACCUCCAGGUCGUUCGCUCACAGCGCCUGUUUCCAAUUCUUCAGUAAUGGAGCCAAUUAGUCGCAGUUAUACACAAGACGACCGCUCUGCCUCGCCUCAUCCGCCAAAUGAAGGCGGCUAUGUAGCAUUCAAUCCUUUUGCAUCUUCCAUCAACACUCGCAGUCAGUCGCCUAUCAAUACAAAUUCGCAGCCGAUUCAGCGACCUUCCACGACGACACCGUCUCACAAUAACAACUUCGAUUCUCAUCCGGCCAUGAUGCGAGCUGCAACUACGACACCUUCCAAUGGGUUUGGUCGUAAUCGGAAUGGACCAGCUCAACCGCAACAACGGUAUCCGCCCGUGCACGAUGAAGAAGACGAGGAAUAUGACCCAUUGUCAUAUUACGGCAGUACCCAUUAAGUACUUCUCCAUGGAACCUUUGAUUUAGGUUCAGAGAAUAGUCUCGCGGGUCGGACAAUGCUACUUGAUGAGUGCACAUAAUCUUGGAUCAUGUAGUAAUACUUUUU
This is a messenger RNA of Talaromyces stipitatus ATCC 10500, 2183 nucleotides long. RefSeq lists its product as uncharacterized. The record is from RefSeq and is a predicted model, not a curated record. Gene Ontology annotation, molecular function: potassium ion transmembrane transporter activity. The coding region runs from base 1 to 2076 and encodes 691 amino acids. Gene Ontology annotation, cellular component: plasma membrane. The transcript is spliced from 3 exons. Gene Ontology annotation, biological process: potassium ion transmembrane transport. NCBI's taxonomy places the organism in Eukaryota, Fungi, Ascomycota, Eurotiomycetes, Eurotiales, Trichocomaceae.